Molecule: messenger RNA, 5660 nt
Organism: Phlebotomus papatasi
Lineage: Eukaryota; Metazoa; Arthropoda; Insecta; Diptera; Psychodidae
Gene: LRR
Product: F-actin-uncapping protein LRRC16A
Exons: 22
Coding region: 373-4530 (1385 amino acids)
Biological process (GO): cell migration; regulation of Arp2/3 complex-mediated actin nucleation
Cellular component (GO): plasma membrane; lamellipodium
Molecular function (GO): protein binding
Source: RefSeq, a predicted model, not a curated record
GUUUUCAUUUCUACGUACAAUAGUAACAAACUCAGGGUGGUGCGGUCAAUUUUUCUGCCAGUUUCGACAGUUUUUCUGCAAAAGUCGCUUGGUAAAGUUCGCGUAUCGCGGGUGGAAAAUGUAAAGAAAAGCCUGAAAAGCAAAAAGGGUGUUGUUGUGAAAUGUGCUGUGAUCGGAGAGUGCGUGAAAGAUAAGAAAAAUACCCCGUGCAAAGUGACUGGAAAUCGGUGGAGUUUGUGCAAAAUCCCCCAGAAAAGUUUUUUUUGCCAAAAGUCUGGGGCACUCAUUUUGGGGUGCAAAAAAAAACUUGUGCGAAGGGGAAGAAGAAAAAUAGUGUUUUGUGGCUAAAGAGGAGCUCAAAAGGACACCCAAAUGUUUCACAAAAUGUCUACGAGGUCCCAACUCACGAAAGAUCUGAACGAGAGUGUGAAAGCAUUGCUGGGUCGUCAUACAAAAAUACUGGUCAAAUAUAUUGUAAAGUUGGAGACGAAAGGCGACAAGACAGAAAACAGGGUACUGGUUUUUACACCAGUUCGAAUAUACUUGCUGAUUGCUAAGGUGCCCACAAAAAUAGACUGCCAUUUUCAUUACUUAGAUAUUCAAUCAAUUGAAAGCAAGAGGCCAACACAUUUUUCAAUUACAACCAAUGAACGCACUUACUCCUUCGUGACAACUGGUGAUGCAGGGAAUUUCAGCUCUAAUGCCGAUGUAAUUCUCACAGAUUUAACAUCGUCAAUAAAGCAGAUUUUUCCAACAGUUCCUCUCAAGUAUAUCAUCAGAAAGAUUGACGUACAGCCGACAGAACGGGAAACGAUAUUCUCAGACGAAUUGAGGCCAUCGGAUCCAAGAAAUUUGGGUCCAUGUGGCGGUUUUAGCACGCAAUAUGCAUGUAUGUGUGAUUAUCAUGGUGUCCCCUACAGAGAGGAAGUUGCUUGGGAUAUUGACACAAUCUAUCUAUCUCACGAUACGAGAAUAUUAAAUUUACGAGAUUUCGAUCAUCUAGAACCAAAGGACUUGAUGGCGAUAAUAUCAGCCCUGGAAUACAACACAUUUUUCCGUGGAUUAAAAGUUUCCCAUACGCGCCUUUCCAAUGAGUCACUCGAUAGAAUCCUUCACGUUUUGCGACGGUCAAUGUGGCUGGAGGAGUUACAUUUGGAAGCUUUAGGACUUCGGUCUGACUUUCUUCAUAAGCUGGCUGUAUCUGUGAUCACCAAUAAUAAUCCAGCUCUUCGUACCAUUGAUUUAAGUCACAAUGUCAUCGAAGAUAAAGGUGCAACUUCCCUGUGCGCCCUUGUGGGGAAAUUAGUGCAAGGCGCCAUUCACUUAGCUGGACCUAUAGCCAAAGUAUCGAAAGGUCUCUGUAAAUUAUCCCUGUCACACUGUGGAUUAACGGCAAAGGGUGUUAAUCAAAUUGCCCAUUCACUCUCCCUCAAUCAGAGCAUUUCCAAUUCACUGACCUAUUUGGAUCUCAGCGGGAACAAUUUAAAAGAUGACAUUAACAAUUUAUACAAUUUUCUUGCUCAACCCAAUGUACUGGAACACUUGAACAUUUCUGCCACGGACACCACUUUGGAAAAUCUGUUUGGUGCCCUUCUGCGAGGAUGCGGAACUCACUUGGCACACCUCAAUGUAUCACACAAUUCGUUCAACACGAAAAAAGGAAAAGAAAUCCCACCGUCUUUUAAGCAAUUUUUUACAAGUUCGCUGAGUUUGAAACAUGUCAAUAUUUCUUACUGUAAACUUCCCAUGGAGGCCCUCAAACACCUCCUUCUGGGUUUGGCGUGCAAUGAGUCCACAGCUGGCCUGUAUUUAGAUCUAAGUUGCAAUCAAUUGGGUUCUCAGGGAGCUCAUGUUCUUGAAUCGUGUAUUCAUGGGGUUCGUGUUCUUCAGAGUUUGGACAUUAGCGAUAAUAAUUUGGAUGCUGAAUUGUCACCAGUACUUACGGCAAUUGGGAAGAAUCCGUCAAUCAAGAGCCUCCACAUGUCCAGGAGUUUCACGGGGAUGAAAGUGAAACAUAUUGGAUCUGUUAUGGAGGCUCUUGUGGCCUUAGUGCAGAAGGAUGACUUCCCACUGACGGAAUUGGUGUUGUCGGAAAAUAAAUUACGCAAUGAUAUUCACAAUUUUAUCAAUGCAUUGGGUAGCAAUCAAUCGCUGCAGAUGUUGGACAUUACGGGAAAUCUUAUGGGAGAUAUUGGGGCAAGAUUACUGGCUAAAGCACUGCAGAUCAAUAAUAAACUGCGAGCAAUUUCAAUGGAUCGCAAUAAUAUAACACUUCAGGGAUAUUCGGAUAUUGUCUAUGCUCUUGAAAAUAACUAUAGUAUGAGAAAUAUUCCCUUUCCGGUCUUUGAUAUGGCUCCAUGCUUGAAGAAUCAUCCCGAAAAGACGGAUAGUGUUAUGAGGAGAAUGCAGGAAUUGCUGCAGAGAAAUGGGAAUGGUUUAAAGAGGAGCAAUGGUCAGGGAUUUAGAUUGCAACAUGGAUUUUUACUAUCAUCAACGCAUCAACUUAUUGAUAAACUCGUGUCUGAGACUCAGGAAACGAUGUCUCUGCGUCAGAAUUCCAAUGAUACGGGAGUUCAACGAUUGCUGGACGAUGCUGAAAAUUCUAAGCAGCUUCUGCCAAAAUUGCAAGAAGCUGUACGAUGUGAAAUGCAUCCGAUUGAGGUGAAAUUGGGGCGUGUGGCAAAUGAUUUGAGCCAUGUUAUUCAGGCUUAUCUUGAGGAAACGAUGGAGACAAUGCUGAGGACGGGUGUAGACCAGUGUCCAAAAUCGCUGGGCAAUCAGAAUGUUAUCAACGAACUGAGGAAGAACUGCUUGGAGAGACUCAAUGUGUCUGAAGAAUUUCUCACAAGUUGCAUCGUUAAUAGUGCUGGAAGUGAAAUUAUGAAUAAAAUCAGUGAAGUGGAACAAGCUCUUGCUGGUGUAAUUGCCGAUCGUGCCACUGAUGAAGUUGUCGAAGCACUGACGAGAUACAGAAGAGGAUUGGGCAUUGCAGAUUCUCCACACUUAACCUACGAUGAUCUCAAUACGCCCGAUGUUCUCAGGAGUAGAUCUAACCAGAACUUCAAAGAUUCAAUGGGACUUAUGUCGUUGGAAACUCAUGGGUUGGAUCUGCCAAAGUUGGGACUUGAUUCACCAACAAAAUUGGAAUAUUUAAAUCUCGCAACGCCCCAUUUGACGUCCAAACGACGGUCAAUUGCCAAGAAGGUGCGCCCACAGUCGGUGGUGGGCUUGGGCAUUGAGAAUCUGAGUUUGGGCCAUAUUCCGGACUUGCUGGAGAGUCCGGUGUCUCAUAGGAGUGGGGUGCAUGAGAAGAUGGAUGAGAAUUGUGAUUCAAUCACUGAAUUGCCCAGUACUUCGCAUCAGUUGCAGCAUUUGGUUAAGGGGAGGCCCAAGAGGGCAAAAACGAGGGCUCCCACGAGACCACUGUUGCAGGAGCAUACAAGUCACGGAGAUGGACUGGAACAAUUUUUCAGGCCAGGCUCUGUGACUCCCACAACCAUCACGCCACUCGUGAGUCCGACAUCUGAGGAAUGCAGCUCACUGAGUUUUGUGGAUAGUCCGACGAUGAGUCGGGAUGAGAAUGGAAAGUUUUGUAGCAUGACAUCGGGUGAGACUACGCCAAUUCUCGAGGAGAGGCGUCCAGUGAAACUCGAGAGGAAUUCACCACUGAUGAAGGGUGUUGUCUGGACACCACGUUCACGGUCAACGGACAAUUUGGAGAAGUGUAGUCCGGUUAUUGGGCGAAAAUCGCCUCUUGUGAAAAUGAACACUGAUGCAAGUCCUACAACAAUGGGGCAGCAUGGGCAGCAGCCAGUGGGGAAUCAUGAGACUGAGGAAAGACUGAUACCGCCAGUGAAUCACGAUGGGGGCAAACUCAGGUCACCCAGUAGUGAAUCCAUCAAGAGUCACGUGGCGGAUCUCAAGACAGCUCCUGGAAAUGGAAUUGUCAAGACACCACUGAUCAGUCCGAAACCAAGACCCUGGUCAGUGGCGGGAAAUGAAGCAAAAUCCGAUUAUGGCAGUGGAAGUGACUCCACAAAAACCACUCCCGAUGGCAUUGACAAUGAUGUGGAUGUUGUUCCGAUUGCCGGACAAGCUCCUGGUGGCUCAAUUGUGGGCAUAAGUCCGGGAAUAGCCCUGGGCGGUGGUGGUGGAAGUAUUGUGGGUAUUACACCCGGAGCUGCCUUGGAGAGGAAAUCAGUUAGAGAUUUGGCUGCUGGAUUAAAUCGUCUUGGAGUUGUUGAUCCAAGUAAAAAACCAACCCCUUUGCCCAGACAAUCCUAUAUCACCAGCAAUAAUAACAAUAGCUGUAGUGUUAAUAUGAAUGCAACGAAUGCUGUGAAUGUAGUGGAAAGUCCUUCUAGUCCACCAUUGGAUGCUGCAAAACCCGAAUCCGUCCGCAAAAUUGCUGGCAAAAAUAUUUCCACCCUCUUUGAGGAGACGUUAGUUGAAGGACUGCAGAAAUCCUACCUCCGUCAAACAAUUUACAAGGAAACGCAAUAUACCAAGGAUGACUCUGUCGACGUAUAGUUUAGCGAUUGUGUACACUCUUUAAAAUCCGGUCUCUCGAUUCUGUUUUUUUUAUUUUUGACCACGAAGACUCACGAAGAUUUUUUUAAAAAGUUUUUUUAUUUCUGUAAAUAGACAUUCAAAUUUUAUGCAUCAGACAUAUUUUAAUUUUCUCGGAGAGAGCAGCAAAAGCGAUUCAAUUAAUCGGACAAAUGGUACACGUUUUUUAGCAAUUGGAAUAUAAGGACUGAGGAGUAAUUCGAAGUAUUUUAAGAAAUCUUCCAAAUUUCAGAAUUAUUUUUUAAUCCAAAUUGAUGAACAUUUCUUUUUCUUGGUUCUGAAGAUAAAAAAAACGGUGCCAAUUCAAAAGAAGAGCUAAAAGAAAGUUAUUCUGUAGAAGACUAAAUUUGUGAAGUAGUUGGUUCAGAACUUUCGAGGGGAUUUUUCGAGAAAAUAAAUUAUUUCUCUUAAAAUUCUCAAUAACCUAAUUGUGAAAUUAUUACCCUAGUCUAUUUGGAAAGUUUUCAAUUUUCAAACAUAUUUUCAUAUUUAGAGAGGAUUAAACAAGACAAAAAAAUCUAUUAAUCACAGUUCAUAUACACAUUAUAUUUAAACAAAAAAAAUAAAAGAAAAUUGAAAAAUUGUGAAAUAUAGUAUUUAGUAGACGGAUUAGGAUUAGAGUUCAAAACGGUCUUAAACAAUUCAUUCGUAGUUUUUUCGAAACAAACAACAACAAAAAAACAUCAAACGAGACAAACCCACGAAAAAGUAGAAUUAACGUUUAAAAGGAAAACACAAAAAAGUUUUUAAAUCCGAUUUUUUCUCUGUGCAAAUUCCUGUAUUUUUCUGGACAUUUUUCUCACGAAACUUGAGAUAAACAUUACAUAUUUUCCACUGAAACAUUCCAGCAAUUUUUUGAGAGAUUGUGGACUCUUAAGGCAGAUGCAACUGUCUCUAAAUGGAUUUUCCUGAGAUUUUAUGGUUUUUUUUUGUAACAUUUAUGUUUUUCUGCGAAGAGGCAUUUUCUGUCCUGUGAUUUCUGUUGAAACUUUUGACUAACAAUCUUUUGCGUUUUUUUUCUGCCAAUUUUUCCGAAGAUGAAAUUACUGUAGCGGGAAAGUAUAAUCUAAGAAAUAUAGUGUUCGAUAUGA